AGGGAAAAUCAAUAUUUUCUUAAUCUGCAUCCCUGUUUAUAAGGAUUGAAGGUCUAGUCUUGUCGUGUACAAAUUAUAAUUAAUAGCAAGCAAAACAGUGCACAGCAAGUGUGAAUCAAAGUAAGGAAGAUGUUGGGCACAGAUGUAUUCAGCGAGAAGCACGAGAAGAUGCUGAAUGAUUGUUUGGAUUCUCUACGUACGAGCAGCAGCUUAGUCAACGAGUACGACGAUGAUAACGAGGAGGACAACAUCGAGAAGAUGCAGAACAUAACAAAGUCGUUCUGCGACGCAGAAAAGGAGUACGAGAUGUCUCAGAUCGCACUUGAGCAGACAGCAGAGUACUUUGAUAAUAAAGAGGGAUUGAAUACUGUUGAUGUCAGAGAGAUGUAUCUCAAGUAUCUGAAGGAUGUUGACUCAUCAACAAGCUUCACCGAGCAUCAGAUCUGGAAGGCCAUUGAAGGUAUCAUUGAUCCUGGACAGAAGAGCAAAAAACCAGAUGACUGCCACGAUGACAGUUUGAUCUGUACCACUGCAUUCACUGUACCAAUUGAUCCCAUAUCCAAAAAGGUGGUGAUGAAUCCAUGCGUCAACAGUGUCUGCAAGCACAUCUAUGAGUUCAGCGUGAUCAUAAAGUACAUCCAGACCAAGAAGAAGGGUAACAUCAGAUGUCCAUACAUUGGUUGCACCAAUAAACACAUACAGGUCAAGCACCUGGAGAAAGAUCCUGAAUUGGAACUGAAAAUCAAGAAUUUUCGUCCCUCGACCUCUGAUUGUGAUUGCAAUACCAGUAUUACUAAUAUAAGCAUGUAAAUGCAGAAAUCUUAAAUGUUGAAUGUUUGAUCAUUCAUUUAAGUAAUAAAUGCCAAAUAUUGUUAGAUUA
This is a messenger RNA of Nicrophorus vespilloides, 880 nucleotides long. RefSeq lists its product as uncharacterized. The coding region runs from base 130 to 810 and encodes 226 amino acids. The record is from RefSeq and is a predicted model, not a curated record. The transcript has a single exon. Gene Ontology annotation, molecular function: SUMO ligase activity; zinc ion binding. Lineage: Eukaryota; Metazoa; Arthropoda; Insecta; Coleoptera; Silphidae. Gene Ontology annotation, cellular component: Smc5-Smc6 complex; nucleus. Gene Ontology annotation, biological process: protein sumoylation; double-strand break repair via homologous recombination.